Molecule: messenger RNA, 2685 nt
Organism: Chelmon rostratus (copperband butterflyfish)
Lineage: Eukaryota; Metazoa; Chordata; Actinopteri; Chaetodontiformes; Chaetodontidae
Gene: perm1a
Product: PPARGC1 and ESRR induced regulator, muscle 1
Exons: 3
Coding region: 147-2048 (633 amino acids)
Biological process (GO): regulation of DNA-templated transcription; response to muscle activity
Cellular component (GO): nucleus; cytoplasm
Source: RefSeq, a predicted model, not a curated record
UGUCUAAAGGUUCCUCCAGUUUAGAUGCAAAUGUUGCAGUAGAGCAAACAGAUGAUCCUCUGGUGCUUCAUACAUUAUCCAAAUUUGAUGUUUUGCCAGAGGAAAACACAACGGCUGAGAGAGCUGAAUUAGCAGGAUCACAAAUAAUGGCUUUUCAUAGUGGGAACCCCUUUCUGUCUGGAGAAAUGACUCUAACAGGCAAAAGUCAGAGAGAGACCAAAACAUCCACGUCUGAGGACAUACUAACGAGUCCUUCAGAUAUUAAACCAUUAUCAUCCUGCUGUACUCUGGACACAGAGUCUGGCAUGUCACUGUCAGGAAGCUCUUGUUUAUCUGUCAGCCAGAAUGACUCUGGACUUCAAGGAGAAAAAGCAUCACUAAUACUGGCAGAACAUAAGGAAGCAGAUGGCACAGCUGGACCCAAAAGCCAGUCUGUACCAAAUGAUGCAACAGAUUCAAAAUGUGAUUUAGUGCUUGAAGCAGAACAUACCGUCACAGUGUCUAAAGCAGGAUGUGAACCUGAACCAGAUUCAAAAUGUUCAGUGUUCACUAUGUCUUCUUUCUGGAGUGAGAUGGAGAAGCUGACAAUAAAUGAUAUUCUGGGUUUACGCAUGAUCAGCAGAGCUGCUCCACCCACCUCCCUCCCACCCUUACAAGAAAUCGAGGAGGCUGACGUGUUUACUAUGACGGAUUCAGGCUUUUUCACUCAGCUGGAUGAGUCCAAGCCUGAACAAACCAAUGAGGACACGUCCAGCGGUCCUAACUCUGUAGGAUCAAGCUCAUUCUCUUCAAGAGGUGUUAUGUGGGAGAGUGAACCUGUCCCGGUGAGUCCAGGUGCUGACAUCUACACUGAGAACAUGAUGUUGACGACUGUUAGUGACAUUUCUCAGCCGGUCCUCGCUGGAAGUUCUCAAACAUGCUUCAGAAAGAUUUGUAAAAACGUAAGCGUGCACAAUCUGCAUGCCCUGGAGUCAUUCAGCUACACAUGGAAAGGCCAAACUUUACAAACCUUAGACGACGGAGAAUUAGAAAAAGUAGAGUAUUACGCUGAUGGACACACGUCUAAGCAAGACAAAGACAUGGACUGUUUAGUUUCAUCUUCUGCAGACAGCUACAGAAUCUCUCUCACAGAUAUAUUUCAGUACCUCUUCGGAGGGAAGCAGUCAAAUCCCAGCCAACCGGCCGCAGAUAACAUAACCACCUGCUACGCUGAUGGAAAUUCUGUCCCCGAAACUUACGAUCAUUUCUUCUCCGAGUUCGACACCGAAAGCUUCUUCUACCCUCUCAUCACAGCAGAAGAUCGGCCCAAAGACGAGCUGGUUCCCGUCUUUUCCUAUUCCCGCUCAGCUAAUAGAAAUCUACAGUUCCCCGAGGCUUAUGAAUACUUCUUUGCAUCCUCGUCUUCUGACGAUUCCUCUGUGGAAUCUGAUGAAGACGAUGACUGCGGUCCUGUGAGGGUGGUGAACAGGUUCAGCCGCACGUCAAGUGCAUCUAAGAUUUCCACAGACAUCUAUGAGAAUUUCUUCACAGAUAGUGACCUCAGAGAGAAUUUAUUUUGGAGGAACACACUCUCCUUUAGGAAUAUGAGUUUCACUCAAUCCCCUGUCCAGAAGAAGGCUCUCUCAAACCCUCUUGUGCCUGUGAGUCAAAGUGGCCGAUCCCUUCGAAGGACAGUUCACCCUUUAAAUGCUCUGGGAAAUCAAGAUGUGAUGUUUUCUGAUCCACUUCUCCACCACCUGGAGGACAGGAUCUCCAGACAACUAGUGCAGCAGCCUUACAGAUGUGAGGAUUUACAGACAGCUGUUUCAAAUCCAAGGUUGGAUGCCUCCCUCCUGCCUCUCAGACAGUCAGACAUGUGUCUGGUCUGUAUUGCAUUUGCUUCGUGGGUGCUGAAGACUGCAAACCCACAAGCUGGGGAUGCCUGGAAGGCUGUCCUGCUGGCGAAUGUGAGUGCUCUGUCAGCCAUUCGAUAUCUACGUAAAUACGUCAAGAUGGAGGCGGCAUCCAGUGAGAGGAAACUGCGUCUCGCUGCCCUGUCUGAUUCUUGACCUGUGUGUCUCUAAAUACAUCAUGCUUAACUUGAAACAUAUUUCCAUGAACACCUGAUAAGAGCCAGUGCAGGACCUCAGUCCUUCGAGGAAUUUGCCUGAUGUGCUGUUACAUGUUUGCAUUAUGUUUUUGCACUGUAAUUGAAGGUUUCAUUUGUUAGCAGUUGUCUUUUGCUCCUUGCUCAAUCACAGUGGCUGUCAUUUCAACCCUUUAAUGUCUGAAUUGGCAUUCAGGAGAACUAUGAAACCACCAAAGGGAAGAUGAGACAUGAAUGUAUAUUCAACAGAAAGACGGCUUUAGGCCUUUGUAAAUAAGGUUUCAGCAUGUAGUGAAAGAAGAUUAGACUCUGGUUUACUCAGAGCUGUACAGAGUUGAGAUGAUAGAUGUGAACAUGUGAUAAAUGGAUUAAACUGAGGCACUUGAAGAGUUUGAGUCUGUUCGUUUCCAUUACAUUACAUCCUGUUAGCAGAUGGUUUUAUCCAAGCCACUGUUAAAUAUUUCCAAUGGCAAUAAUUGAACAUAUUUUACAAAAUAAGAAGAUAUGAAGUCUAUUGUAAUGUUUUCCAAAAUGCCGCUGACACACUACAAAAGUAUAAUUCAUCUGUUUUCUGUGACAGUAUCAGUUUUAUAUGUAUG